Fusarium vanettenii 77-13-4 is the source of this 852-nucleotide messenger RNA. RefSeq lists its product as uncharacterized. Bases 1 to 852 code for a protein of 283 amino acids. NCBI's taxonomy places the organism in Eukaryota, Fungi, Ascomycota, Sordariomycetes, Hypocreales, Nectriaceae. The transcript is spliced from 2 exons. The record is from RefSeq and is a predicted model, not a curated record.
AUGUCUCUCCCGCACAAGACUCUGCUUGUGACCGGCGCUACAGGCAAGCAAGGCGGCGCCGUCAUCAGCAGUAUCCUCGCCUCCACCCAAGCAGCCUCCUUCAACAUCAUUGGCGUGACCCGCAAUAGCGCAAGUGACGGUGCACGCCGACUAGCCGCCCUCCCAGGCGUCUCGGUGGUCGAGGGUGAACUCUCUGACGUCUCUGCCAUCUUUGCCCAGGUCGGCCCCGUGUGGGGUGUCUUCAGCGUGAUGGUCAAUUCCAACGACGAGGAGCGCUACGGCAAGGCCAUGGUCGAUGCCGCCGUCUCGCAUGGCGUACAGCAUUUUGUCUAUGCCUCGGGCGAUCGCGGUGGACCGGUCAAGUCCAACUUUGACCCGACCAAUGUCAAGAACUUUGCGGCCAAGUACAACAUCGAGAAGCACCUCAUCGCUCAGGCGACACUCAGUCCGCAACAAAUGACCUAUACUAUCCUGCGACCCGUCACCUUCUUCGAGAACCUGACUGCCGAUAUCCACGGCAGGGGCUUCGUCCGCAUGUGGGAACAGCUCGGCACCAAGAAGCUUCAGUUUGUGGCCACCUCAGACAUUGGAUGGUUUGCAGCCCGCAGCUUCCUGGAUCCCUCUGCACAUGCGGGUGCCGCCAUCACCAUCGCUGGCGACGAGCUGACUCAGCCCGAGGCCGACGCUAUCUUCAAGCAAGUAACAGGCCAGUCCAUGCCUAUUGGACCUUGCGUGAUCGCGAAUACGGUGAAGAUGGUGCUGAAGGAUACUGCUGCCGCAACAUGUACCCGGGUAUUAAGGACUUCCGGCAUUGGAUUGAGGAGAACAAGGGAAAGUGGACGAAGUAACUGA